Molecule: messenger RNA, 891 nt
Organism: Fonsecaea erecta
Lineage: Eukaryota; Fungi; Ascomycota; Eurotiomycetes; Chaetothyriales; Herpotrichiellaceae
Exons: 3
Coding region: 1-891 (296 amino acids)
Molecular function (GO): oxidoreductase activity
Source: RefSeq, a predicted model, not a curated record
AUGGCGGCCAUCAAGGACUUCGACAGCCUCUUCAGGCUGGAUGGGAAGAUUGCCGUCGUUACUGGUGGCUCCCGCGGCAUCGGCCUCUACUGCGCCACGGCCUUCCUGCAGGCUGGCUGCUCCAAGGUGAUCAUCACAGCGCGCAACGCCGAGAACCUCGCGCAGGCGGCGGCCCAACUCAACGCGCUGCCCAACAUCCGCGGCAAGGCCGUGAGCAUCCCGGCCAACGUGGGCCACACGGACCAGAUCGAGCAGUUCGUCCGGGACGUGCAGACCGAGAUCGAGAAGGACGAGCGGCCCGGCAGGGGAUUGGACAUCCUGGUCGCCAACGCGGCAGCCAGCUGGGGGGGCCCAUUCGAGACCUUCGAGGACUGGAAGAGCAUCAAGACGCUGGAGCUCAACGUAAGGGGCGUGUUCAAUCUGUGUAGGCUAAUGGUCCCAUUGCUCGCAAGUGCCGCGACGCCCGCAGAUCCGGCGCGGAUCCUAAUCACAUCGUCGGUGGGGGGAAUCAUCGUACCGCACGUGGGAGACCGCGGGGCGAUCAUGUACUCGGUGUCCAAGGCGGCGGCGCAUCACUUGGGGCGCAACCUGGCGUUGGAGCUGGUGCCCAAGAACAUCACAACCAACAUCAUCGCGCCGGGCUUCUUCCCGAGCCGCCUGGCCAACCCGCAGAUCGACUACCUGGGCGGCGAGGACGUUGUCGGCAAGCAGAACCCCAUGGGCCGUCUCGGCCGCCCCGAGGACAUUGCCGGCCUCGUCGUUUACCUGUGCAGCCGUGCCGGCAGCUACAUCAACGGCGAGGACAUCUCGGUCGACGGCGGCGCUAGGUUGAGGGUCGGCACGCACCCGGGAAGCCUGGACGAGAGAGGCAAGACGAGCAGUAAACUGUAA